This is a messenger RNA of Vigna unguiculata (cowpea), 850 nucleotides long. RefSeq lists its product as uncharacterized. NCBI's taxonomy places the organism in Eukaryota, Viridiplantae, Streptophyta, Magnoliopsida, Fabales, Fabaceae. The record is from RefSeq and is a predicted model, not a curated record.
CAGUAGGCCCCAACACACUGAAUUCUCCUCCACUGAUAUCCAUGGAGCACAGUACGCAUCCAAUUACAUGCAGUCAUUCUCUACAGUGCAGAAUCAAGUGGGCCAUUCCUCUGAGUUGCAGCAUAAUCAUGAUUUACAAUCUCAAAAUUCUACGGGAUCUGUGAACUCAAUGUUGGAGCCAUACUCGGAUGUUGACAGUGCUUUUGUCACAAUGCCAGCAAUUCGUUACCAACAACGUUGUACACCUGUGCUGCCUGAGCCUGCAGUUCCUUCUGCCUCCUCACUUGCCAAUUUUGGUAAAAAACGUAGCUUAUUUGCGGCAAGCAGCAAUUCCCUUGGAUCCGGAUCCGGAUCCUCAGUGCCUCCGACCAAUCAAAUGUAUUCCCCGUUUCAGGAUCAGCGCCAUCAUCCCCAAGUUAUUCUGUCUAAUAUCCAAGGACAGCAAAGUGGUGUCUCAUUGCAACAGUGGUCCCGGGGUGUGCACAAUCAAAUCAGUAAACAUAAUCAAAGGAUGAUUACCCCUAAUCUGCGAGGGCAUAGUAACACAAGUUCUUGGGUAACUGAAGCGUCAAGUUCACGAGUUUCUACCUCCAGGGAGGCUAAGACUGCUCCUGGUUUAAGAAUACAAGAAGGAGCCAUUGUUCCGAAGAAUGAAGUACGAAGUAGUCGGGACAAGGGAAAAAGUCUUCAACGAACUUCAUCAACUAGUUCCGAACCUUCUGACGCGAUUAGGAGGAUUCUGAAUAUGAACCCUUCGCGGUUGGUUAGGCGUUCCAUCGCCGGCAGCCACGACUCUGGAAGGGUUACAAUUAUGAACAUCUACGAUCACCACUUUGAGUUACACAACUAA